AUGAAAAAUGCAUGUCAGGUCACGACCUGUUGGCGCUUCCUUCGAAAGCAUUUCCAGGUCCGAUUCGACCAGCAAGGCCAGCAAGGCCGCGAAGCUCAUGAAGCAGUGACACCAGAUGAAACAAGCGAGAAAAAGAGAUUUUUGAGCCAGGAGGAGCCAUCGACUCCCUCUGUGAAGGUGAAGUAUCCCUUCCGAUGUGAGGAUCGUAACAAGAUCCCUGACGAGCUUCUGGAAGGUCCGUUUGAUGACUUCCAGAUCGCUGAAGAUGUUUAUGCCACUUUCUACUUGCUUGCGAGAAAUGCCACGCCGGAAAUGUACAGCAUAUCCCCUUUCCGAAAUCCAGACGUUCGCAUUGCAUGGCUUUAUUUGUUGUUCAUUGCUGGCUCGCAGAUCUUUGUCAUCACGGCCAUUACGGUUCUUUAUCCGCCUGCUGUUCAGCAGGACAUGGCCUUUGUCAACUGUCAGAAUGCAACCGCUGUGGCUGCGUUGCAUGCGCGAGGUUUUCUCAGCUCAUCCACCAGCGAAUCAUGCGAGGAGGGCGCGCAGUCUGCGUUCGAAGCAGAUGUUCGUGGUGAGACUGUACUCAUCUCUCAGGUCAGCCAUGCGACUGAGUUCUAUCAUGCUGUGUUGGCUUCUGGGAACUAUGUGGUGCUGAUUUUACGACUGGUGUGUUGCACAUGGGUGUUCUCUCAGGUUUAUCUGCAGGAGUUCAGCAGCGUGAGGGCACUGCUGCGAUACCAUGACUUCAGCCGAUGGUUUCUCCCUCUCAAGGGGGAGGUGGUACGAAAUUCAUGGGCAAUCUGUAUUCCAAUCAUACAGUACACAGUUUUAAUGUGUGUCACCACAGUUUCCUUUCUUGUCAUCUGCGCUUUUGACGAACCGUUUGAUAUCGUCAUGAACUCGCUUGCUUUCACCUUCAUUGCAGAGGUUGGCAGUUUCUUCAACGAGCCUUUGGUCAGCCGAAUGGCAGCCACAUCUGUUCAGGGCCUGCCCGCAGAAUAUGAUGAGAUCAAGUACCUGUACCCAGAGUAUCGUCUUUCGAACGCGAUUCGAGAGGACGGGACAUACACUGACCUGGGAUGGUAUAUUUGCGAUGACGAGGAGAAGGCCGGACUGCUUAGUGAUUAUCGGGUUCGGCACAAUGAGUCUGCCUACCCCCAGCCGCACCAGAGAACUGCAAAGGUUCUGGAGAUCUUGAUCUUCAUUGUUCCUCCCCUCUGCGUGUUCUUGGGAGCUUUGCACAGCCGCUGCAAGAGAACAGAGGGGUGCGGCUUAAUUGUUUUCAAGUCUGAGCUCUGA
Symbiodinium pilosum is the source of this 1299-nucleotide messenger RNA. The record is from the annotation of a GenBank genome assembly. NCBI's taxonomy places the organism in Eukaryota, Dinophyceae, Suessiales, Symbiodiniaceae.